UAUGUGGCUGCUGCAAUCCCUCUGGCUCUGGUUUCCGCUGUCUGUUGCUCUGAGUGGCCAGCAUGAGCCUAAGGCACCAGGUUAUCCCGGUGGACUCCGCUGUGGGCUAAGGAGCUUUCAGUUCACCAUAAACCUCAGCCAGGAGACAGCAACCCCUCCUGCACUAAUAGCUUGGGAUAAUCGCGGGCUGCCGCACAGGCUGCAGAAUGACUCUGAGUGUGGCACCCGGGUCAGCGAGGGCCCUGGCAGCUCCCUGGUGGUAGACGUGUCCUACAGCGGCUGCUAUGUCACUGAGUGGGACUCCCACUACAUCAUGCCCGUUGGAGUUGAAGGAGCAGAUGCAGGUGGACGCAGGACGGUUACAGAGACAAAGCUGUUCAGGUGUCCUGUGGAUCUCCCAGCCCUAGACAUCCCAAAUGCUGGCCUUUGCGACCCUGUCCCAGUGUGGGACAGACUGCCAUGUGCUCCUUCACCCAUCACUCAAGGAGACUGCAAGCAGCUAGGCUGCUGCUACGAUUCUGAAGAGGCCAAUUCCUGUUACUACGGAAACACAGUGACCGCACGCUGUACCCAGGACGGCCACUUCUCCAUCGCUGUGUCUCGGAAUGUGACCUCACCCCCACUGCUGCUGAAUUCUGUGCACUUGGCCUUCAGGAAUGACAGUGAAUGUAAACCUGUGAUGGCAACACACACCUUUGUCCUGUUCCAGUUUCCGUUUACUGCCUGUGGUACUACAAAAUGGAUCACUGGAACCCAGGCAGUAUAUGAAAACGAGCUGGUUGCAACUCGGGAUGUGAGAACUUGGAGCCAUGGUUCUAUCACCCGAGACAGUAUCUUCAGGCUUCGAAUCAGCUGUAGCUACUCUGUAAGCAGCAAUGCUCUUCCAGUGAAUGUCCAGGUGUUUACUGUCCCGCCACCCCUUCCUGAGACCCAGCCUGGACACCUCACUCUGGAACUCCAGAUUGCCAAAGACAAACACUAUAGCUCCUACUACACUGCUAGUGACUACCCAGUGGUGAAGUUGCUUCGGGAUCCCAUCUACGUGGAAGUCUCCAUCCAACACAGAACAGACCCCAGUCUAGAGCUGCGCCUACACCAGUGUUGGGCCACGCCCAGCACAAACGCCCUGCUCCAGCCCCAGUGGCCCAUGCUGGUAAAUGGAUGCCCCUACACUGGAGACAACUAUCAGACCAAACUGAUCCCUGUCCAGAGAGCCUUGGACCUGCCAUUUCCUUCUCACUACCAGCGCUUCAGCAUUUCCACCUUCAGUUUCGUGGACUCAGUGGCAAAGCAGGCACUCAAGGGACCGGUGUAUCUGCACUGCAGUGCAUCGGUCUGCCAGCCUGCUGGGACACCAUCCUGUGUGACAACCUGUCCUGCCAGACGAAGAAGAAGCUCUGACAUGCAUUUUCAGAACAGCACUGCUAGCAUUUCUAGCCAGGGUCCCAUGAUUUUACUCCAAGCCACUCAGGACUCUUCAGAAAAGCUCCGUAAAUACUCAAGGUCUCCUGUAGACUCCCAAGCUCUGUGGGUGGCUGGCCUUUCUGGAACCUUAAUCAUUGGAGCCUUGUUAGUGUCCUACCUGGCCAUCAGGAAACGGAUAUGAGCUACUCAGACCAAAUGUGUUAAUAAAACCAGAUUGCACUGCUAGCCUGUGCGCAGCUUCUCAUUUGAAAGUGAAGACUGCUGCCGCAUCCUGCCUACCGUCUGCCGCGCAGUGAGGUGUUUCUCCAGGACCUUGCUUCAGACGGACCUCGGAUAGAGCAGAAUGAACACUCACACGGCCGACAGGGAGCUGUCUUUCUUUGGCUUCUUCUUUUCCCGGGCAUCGCUGAAGUCCAGGGCAGCUUUGUCCAUGCCAAGUAACUCGCUGAUUCUGUCUCGGCCAUAGAACUCUCCAUAUUUAUCCAUAACCUGGGGCAAGAAAAGAAGCAUUUUACUGGCCUCCACCAACUGGUAACAAAAAAUCUGCAGUUGCCAAUCACCGGCCCCCCUAUGAGUAGUUCUCAACUGGUGGAAUCAAAGGGAAAAAGACCACUUCGUUCGGCAGACAUCUGUGGCCAUUCGCCCCAGACCGCAUACACUGGAGCCAUGGCUCAUUAUGAUGAGAUAACCCCACACUGCAGGUUCUGUACCUCCAGCUACACACUUCCCUGAACACUGAGUAAUGGAUGUUAUGUGCCAUCAGUGCUGUGGAAAUGGACUCAAAGCCAUUUUUGAUGGAGGAAUUCAGAACACAGAGGGCAAAAAUUGAUGGCAUCCAUUAAGAGACUGAUGGAGCUUAUUAGUCUUUUGAUUUUCUUGGCUGAACAUAUAACUGUUAUUCACCUCUGCUAAACUUUUGAUAAAUCUGCAAGAACUCCGGCAAAGUAUUUUAUGCCUUGAAAUUUUUGAGCACAGAAAUGUCUCAUCUCAUUCUUUACUCACUGUGUGUUGAUUACGAGU
This is a messenger RNA of Globicephala melas (long-finned pilot whale), 2445 nucleotides long. RefSeq names its product zona pellucida glycoprotein 4 (gene ZP4). The record is from RefSeq and is a predicted model, not a curated record. Gene Ontology annotation, biological process: prevention of polyspermy; binding of sperm to zona pellucida. Gene Ontology annotation, molecular function: acrosin binding; structural constituent of egg coat. Gene Ontology annotation, cellular component: egg coat. Lineage: Eukaryota; Metazoa; Chordata; Mammalia; Artiodactyla; Delphinidae.